Molecule: messenger RNA, 282 nt
Organism: Penicillium longicatenatum
Lineage: Eukaryota; Fungi; Ascomycota; Eurotiomycetes; Eurotiales; Aspergillaceae
Exons: 1
Coding region: 1-282 (93 amino acids)
Source: RefSeq, a predicted model, not a curated record
AUGAAGCUCUAUAUCAUCCCACUUGCACUCCUUGCAACCUCUGCUAUCGGUGCCCGAGUCACCCAGAGCGAAGCCGACGACUGGCACCAGUGUAUGGAAUCCGGACUGAAGCGCGUGGAUAACGGAAAGGAUGACAGUGGAACCACAUGUGCCCUGCUUGAAUGUCUGGCAAGCAACGCCGAGGAGUACCAUCGAGGUGGCAUGUACGGCUCACUUGCCGGAAUCGUUGAUGCAGCCUGCGUUGCUCGCAAGAUUCCCUUCAUUGGAGGCCUCAUUAAAUAA